AUGAUGGAUAGUCAAAAUAUUUCUAUUAAAGUUAUCAUUAAACCUGUCUUAAAAAUUCAAAAUUCAAAUGAUACAUUUUUAUUUGAAGCAGAAAUGGAUAAAAUUGUUGUUAUUAAUUCUAGUACUUUAAUAAAAAAUGUUCGUUCAGAGAUUAUGGAUAAAAUAGGACUACAUCAUUUAACAUCUAAUUCUCAAGUUUAUAUACAAUUUCCUGGUCCAAAAUAUUUUACUUUUGAGUCUUUCUUUCCAAAUCUGGAUGUUAAUAUUGGAGUAGUUAAAAAUUUAUUUGGAGAUGCUUUGACUGUUAGAAUUUCACCUAUUGGAGAUCCUAAAGAUUUUAGUGAGGUUGAAAUGAAAAAAACAAUUUGUUGUAAUCUACUUCAAUUACUUCUUAAAAAGUAUCCAUUUAUUAAAGAAUAUAUUGAAAAUCCUCUUAUUCAUGAAAUUAUUGAGAGUGUAAACCUCUCAUCAGAUAUAAAACUUUCAUAUCAAUCAAUUUUACAACUUAAUCAAAUGAUAGAGGAAGAAAUAAAAUCAUUUAAACCAAAUGAAAAUGAAUUAAAUUUAUUUCUUGCAAAUAAUAUCAUUGAUAUACAUAAUCUACCAACACCACCAUUAACAAUAAAUGAUAUGAUUUGUAAAGAGGAAAAUGAUACAUCAAAAUCUUCAGAAAUAUCAAAGGACAAUUCAUCGUCUGAUGAGAAGAAUGAUUCAUUAUUAAAAAAUUUUUUCCAAACUAUUCCUCAUCAAGAAAAUAUGAUAAAAAAUAUUUUUAACCCUCCAACGAAACAACACUACUAUUCUAGAUGUAGAGUGUCAUUUGAUCCAGUUAAAGAAACACCACUUCUUGAAAGAUGGUAUCAAACAACUAAAACACCAUCUUUUUUCCAACUACAACAAUAUGCAUCUCACCUUAAUGAGUUGUCGAGUCGUACUACAAAUGCUAAAAUAACAAGUCAUAAUAUAAAAAUAUGGUUUAAGAAUAGAAGAGCAAAAGACAACCGAGUUAGUAAAUUAUUAGAAGCAAAAAAAUAA
Messenger RNA from Strongyloides ratti, 1035 nucleotides. Its product is annotated as Homeobox domain and Homeodomain-like-containing protein. NCBI's taxonomy places the organism in Eukaryota, Metazoa, Nematoda, Chromadorea, Rhabditida, Strongyloididae. Gene Ontology annotation, molecular function: RNA polymerase II cis-regulatory region sequence-specific DNA binding; DNA-binding transcription factor activity, RNA polymerase II-specific. Gene Ontology annotation, biological process: regulation of transcription by RNA polymerase II; chromatin remodeling. The transcript has 4 exons. The coding region runs from base 1 to 1035 and encodes 344 amino acids. The record is from RefSeq and is a predicted model, not a curated record.